GGAAUGGACAGACCACAAGUUACGCUGGAAUCCGGAUGAAUACGGUGGGAUUCAUUCCAUUAAAGUUCCGUCAGAAUCUCUCUGGCUUCCUGACAUAGUUCUCUUUGAAAACGCCGACGGCCGGUUCGAAGGCUCGCUCAUGACCAAGGCUGUGGUCAAAUCGGACGGGACCGUGGUGUGGACGCCUCCCGCCAGCUACAAGAGCUCCUGCACCAUGGACGUCACAUUCUUCCCGUUCGACCGGCAGAACUGCUCCAUGAAGUUCGGAUCCUGGACUUACGACGGGACCAUGGUGGACCUCGUCCUCACAGACGAGAACGUGGACCGGAAGGACUUCUUCGACAACGGAGAGUGGGAGAUCCUGAACGCCAAGGGCACGGCCGGGGGCCGGAGGCACGGCGCCUACUGGUACCCGUUCAUCAGCUACUCCUUCGUGCUGCGCCGCCUGCCCCUGUUCUACACGCUCUUCCUCAUCGUCCCGUGUCUGGGGCUGUCCUUCCUGACCGUGCUGGUCUUCUACUUGCCUUCCGACGAGGGCGAGAAGCUCUCCUUAUCCACCUCUGUCCUGGUUUCCCUCACGGUCUUCCUCCUGGUGAUUGAGGAGAUCAUCCCGUCUUCCUCCAAGGUCAUCCCGCUCAUCGGGGAGUACCUCCUGUUCAUCAUGGUCUUCGUCACCCUGUCCAUCAUCGUCACCGUGUUUGUCAUCAACGUCCACCACAGAUCUUCCUCAACCUACCACCCCAUGGCCCCCUGGGUUAAGCGGCUCUUUCUGCAAACCCUUCCUAAGUUACUCUGCAUGAAGGACCAUGUGGAUCGCUACUCUCUCCCGGGUAAAGAGGAGAGGAAACCGGCCCUGAGAGGUCAAGUCCUCGAAAGAAGGAAACAAAAGCAGAUGAGUGAUGGAGAAAAAGUUCUGGUUGCUUUCCUGGAAAAGGCUGCAGAUUCCAUCAGAUACAUUUCCAGCCACGUGAAGAAGGAGCAUUUCAUCAGCCAGGUGGUGCAAGACUGGAAGUUCGCGGCUCAAGUUCUCGACCGGAUCUUCCUGUGGCUCUUUCUGAUCGCAUCUGUCACCGGCUCAGUUCUGAUUUUCACCCCUGCUUUGAAGAUGUGGCUACACAGUUACCAUUAGGAGCAGGAAUCCAGAGCGAUCUAACACACGCCCCUAAAGACAGAAUCACACCUUAGAGCUGACAUCCAGCCCCCAUGUGUAUACAGCAUGCAAACCCACGUGCUCAUCAGGAGGCCCCGAGGGUGGACAGUGUCUUGUGUCGUCCUCAGCGAGGCUGAACCUCGGUUGCCAUGACAGCGAGUUGGGUGUCAAUUAAGCAGACCCUCCUCAGACCCCGGCUUUGGCUUCCGCAGACAUUCAAGGAGAAAUUGUGAGUCUGGGCCUGAGAUGACGGGCCUGUGACACACAGGACGGUCGCUGUGUUUCACCAAGAACCCCAGGAAAGGGAAGACUCCAGCACUGGCUGGUGUCCUUGCUGGUUUUGCCCAGCUGCCAGCUGGCACUGGCAUUGUGGCCAUUGCUUCUGUAGCCAUGCGCCUGCCCUGCGGGUGAGCUGUUUGGGGCAUCACAUGGGUACCAGGGCAACCCCGGGCACGGCACACCUGUCAUUACUAAGACCCCAGGAAGACUGGUGACUCAAGUCCCCCAAACCUGGCGUUCGUUCUGCAUGGUCUGGCUCGAAUGUGAGCCACCUCUAAGCCAGGUUCCUCGUGGCUCCUUCAUAGGCUCACAACGGUGUUCAGGUGGUCACGCCAGAGGCUGCUGUGGAGUGGGACUUGCUGUAAGGCCAUAGCAAAAUAACUUGCAGUAGAAACAGUGUCAUCGGCUGCCAGGAGGGCAGUUAUUAUACCCAUCCUCUUUUCCUAGAAAACUGAAAUUCUGAACGUGCUCUGAUAAUGGUUUUUUUAUGUCCCCUCAUCUAAUCUAACCCAUAUCAGCAGCAUCCUCUGGGCUGCUCACCCAGUUUUUUCCCUCUCCCUCCCCUCUCUGCUUGCUACUUCUUCCUCUGAGAACACUUCAGUUCUACUCUCUUAGCAAAUUUCAGUUAUACAAAGCAGUGUUAUCAACAGUGGUCACCAUGUUUUAUAUUAGAUCCUCUGACCUUAUUCAUCUUGUAACCCAAAGUGUGUAGCCUUUUACCAACCUUUCCCCAUUUCCCCGCCCCCCAGCCCCUGGCAACCACUUCCCUCUCUCUGUUUCCAAGAGUUCAAGUUUUUUUUUUUUCCUAGAUUCCACAUAUGAAUGAGAUCAUGCAGUAUUGUCUUUCCCUGUCUGCCUUAUUUCAAAGCAGCAUGUCCUCUGGGUUCAUCUAUAUUGUUGCAAAUGACAGGAUUUCCUUCUUUUUAUUAAUUGCAUUCCAUUACAUAUAUAUCACAUUGGCUUUAUCCAUUAAUCUGUGGACAGACAGACAAGUAAGCUGUUCCUUGUCUUGGGUGUUGUCAAUAAUGCUGCAAUGAACAUGAGGGUACAGAUAUCA
Bubalus bubalis (water buffalo) is the source of this 2486-nucleotide messenger RNA. RefSeq names its product cholinergic receptor nicotinic beta 3 subunit (gene CHRNB3). Bases 140 to 1129 code for a protein of 329 amino acids. NCBI's taxonomy places the organism in Eukaryota, Metazoa, Chordata, Mammalia, Artiodactyla, Bovidae. The record is from RefSeq and is a predicted model, not a curated record. The transcript has 3 exons. Gene Ontology annotation, biological process: regulation of membrane potential; chemical synaptic transmission; nervous system process. Gene Ontology annotation, molecular function: neurotransmitter receptor activity; extracellular ligand-gated monoatomic ion channel activity; transmembrane signaling receptor activity. Gene Ontology annotation, cellular component: membrane; synapse; neuron projection.